CGAUGAAGAAGAAUGCUCCAAAUAUAUCAAAAGUAGCAUCAGAUUUGAUUCUGGCAUAUCAAUAGUUAACCAGCCAACAAAAAGAAAUUACCAUCUCUCCGAGAUAUGAAAAAACUGCCUUAUACUUCCCACAAUCACGUACUCAUAUAAUUAUGUACAUUAUGCAGCUAUUGAAGAGCAAAUUGAAGAAGAAAAUUAAAUUGAUAGUCCCAGAAAAACCAUUACAGAAGAGGAAGAGGAUUGUUUAUUAGAGAUUUCUGAACUAAGAAAAAUAGUAGAUCAAAGUAUAAAAUAUUAAUAAAAACAGUGAGAAUGAAAUACAUGAACAUACCAGAAAAAUAUUUGUAAUAGCCAUUGUAAACCACCAAUUAAAAUACAACCUCCUCUGCCCAGAAUAAGAAACCAAAAAAAUAGGUGGUCAUAACUUAAUACUAAUCAGAUUUCUUAAGGCAAUAGUAUGGAAAAAUUAAAUGAGUGUUUAUAAUUUAUCAUCCCCUUUGUUUUUAUUGCACAAUCCAAUUCACUUGUUAGUAUAUUCUAAAUCAAAUGUAUUUAUUUGA
Messenger RNA from Paramecium octaurelia, 560 nucleotides. The record is from the annotation of a GenBank genome assembly. Lineage: Eukaryota; Ciliophora; Oligohymenophorea; Peniculida; Parameciidae.